CCGAUAAGGCGGAGGUAAAACUGCGACCGCAUGUUAAAACACACAAGACAGUGGAAGGGGCGCUUCUCCAGUGUGGGGGUAGUCCUGGGCCUAUCGUUGUGUCGACACUGAUGGAGGCCGAGUUCUUCGCAGAUCAUAAGUUCACGGACAUUACCUAUGCCGUGCCCAUUGCAGCGUUCCGAUUGGCCCGCGCUUCGAAACUGACCGCACGAAUUAGUCUCAAGAUUCUACUGGAUCAUCCCGACCAGUUGGCAGCCAUCGAACUCUACUCGUCUGCUAAUGGUAUAUAA
Messenger RNA from Sphaeroforma arctica JP610, 290 nucleotides. RefSeq lists its product as hypothetical. The annotation marks the transcript as partial. Gene Ontology annotation, biological process: D-serine catabolic process. The record is from RefSeq and is a predicted model, not a curated record. NCBI's taxonomy places the organism in Eukaryota, Ichthyosporea, Ichthyophonida. The transcript has 3 exons. Gene Ontology annotation, molecular function: D-serine ammonia-lyase activity.